AUGAACACUUCUAUACUGUUUGGAGAAGCUGGAAUAAGAGAUAAAUUACCGGAGGUACACGCAGAAUACAUAUUUCGUAAUAGUCCUGAUGGGUACAAUUACACUAGAGGCAAAUAUGAUCCUCAUGUGUACUAUAACACUACAAAUGGUACCUAUCAUGCGAAUGGUGCCUUAAUACUAUUAAUUGAAGAGUUUAUGCGAGGGGGCUUUUAUACAAUCGGAAUGCAUUUUAUGAAUAGGCUAUGGACAAUCCGAGUGCCGGAAACAACCAGUAUUCCUUACGACCCUGAUAAUCCUGAAAGAGUCGAAAUUGUAUCAGUACCCAUUGCUGUUAAGGCAUAUACAUGUGAAAUGGAACGCGUUAAAGAUGAUUACGGGAGUUACAAUAAAUGGAACCUCGCAGUCACUUCAAUUUACGAAUUAACACCGGAGCAUUGGGCAUCGUAUCUAGCCGUAAAAGAUACGCAGACAGCACAAGUUGAAGAAGUCCUCGUACGAAUAAACAUGCCGAAACAUAAAAUACCAAGCAGUGUCCUCGAAUGGGCAAGGUUUACUUGUAAAGAAUCCAAAGUCAAUAAUGAUGACACUGUGCAUGACUUGUUUGGUUAUAAGCUAGGAGUAACUUUGGAUAGAAUCCCUGAGACUAAAUUAGUUAAGAAUAGGGUUGGAAGUAUAGUUGCUGUCGAAAUUCAAAACCCAAAAAAUUAA
This is a messenger RNA of Ambispora gerdemannii, 708 nucleotides long. The record is from the annotation of a GenBank genome assembly. NCBI's taxonomy places the organism in Eukaryota, Fungi, Glomeromycota, Glomeromycetes, Archaeosporales, Ambisporaceae.